This is a messenger RNA of Solanum stenotomum, 606 nucleotides long. RefSeq lists its product as uncharacterized. Lineage: Eukaryota; Viridiplantae; Streptophyta; Magnoliopsida; Solanales; Solanaceae. Bases 1 to 606 code for a protein of 201 amino acids. The record is from RefSeq and is a predicted model, not a curated record. Gene Ontology annotation, molecular function: nucleic acid binding. The transcript has a single exon. Gene Ontology annotation, biological process: DNA integration.
AUGGAUGUUAUUGGACCGAUUGAGCCUGCCAUCUCUAAUGACCAUAGGUUCAUUUUGGUCGCCAUUGAUUACUUCACAAAAUGGGUCGAAGCUGCUUUCUACAAAGCUGUGACAAAGAAAGUUGUGGCCGAUUUUGUUCGCAGCAAUUGGAUAUGUCGUUUUGGAGUUCCAGAGUCUAUCAUCAUAGACGAUGGAGUAAAUCUGAAUAGCUAUUUGAUGAAAGAGAUAUGUGAACAAUUUAAAAUUGCCCACCGCAAUUCAACUGCAUAUCGCCCUCAGAUGAAUGGAGCUGUGGAAGCUGCUAAUAAGAACAUCAAGAGGAUACUGAGAAAGAUGAUUGACAACUACAAAUGUUGGCAUGAAAAUUUGCCUUAUGCUUUGCUAGGGUACCGCACCACAAUCCGAACCUCAACUGGAGCAACUCCUUACCUAUUGGUAUACGGAAUAGAAGCAGUAAUACCAGCUGAAGUUGAGAUACCAUCUUUAAGGAUUAUUCAGGAAGCUGGAUUGAGCGAUGCCGAAUGGGUUUGUGAUCGAUAUGAGCAAUUAGCAUUGAUUGAUGAGAAAAGAAUGAGUGCCGUUUGUCAUGGCCAGUUAUAUCAAUAG